AUAACGCUACUUAUAGAAAUCAAACGAAGUACAACAGCUGCUGCGGCUUUAAGCCUGUAUUUGGGAUGGGCUGUAUUCAUAACGUCAUUCCAUUCCUCCCUCCGCAGACUCUCAUUCUUUCAUACAUCUCCUCCCUCUGCUCUUAUUCCUUCUCUGAAUGGCACAGUUCACUGGCUCCAUUACUCCUCCGGCGAUAUUAUACUGUAACAUUCGGUCCAAAGAUUGUGUUUUUUUCCUCUUCGGAGUCUUUUUCCUCAACUUUCCUGGCGUGUCAUCAGUUCUGGGCUUAACGUCACGCUUUCGACGUAGCGGAGUCAUCCGAGGCGACACGAGCUCCGCGGGAUCUAGAAAAAAAACAACAGUUCAACGACUACGGAAAUUCGCUCUAGAAAACACUUAUUUGGAUAUGUCUCGACAAAAACCUACGUGCUGACGAAGGGCCGUUUUCACUCCCGGCCAAACUAAUGAAAAGACAACGCUUUCUUUUUUUCUUUUUUUCCACUAUUCCUAAACCAGGGGGAUGAUUCUUUCAGAGUGAUUCCUGGUUUCACUCUGCUUUCGCAAUAUGAUGUUUUCUCCCCUCUCUCUGUCUCAGGAUGAGUUCCAUCCAUUCAUCGAGGCACUACUGCCCCAGGUCCGGGCCUUCGCCUACACCUGGUUCAACCUGCAGGCCAGGAAGAGGAAGUACUUCAAGAAGCACGAGAAGAGGAUGACCAAAGAAGAAGAGAGAGCAGUCAAGGACGAACUGCUGGGUGAAAAGGCAGAGGUGAAGCAGAAGUGGGCCAGCCGUCUCCUGGCCAAGCUUAGGAAAGACAUACGGCCAGAGUGCCGGGAGAACUUUGUCCUGUCCAUCACUGGGAAGAAGCCAGCAUGCUGUGUGCUGUCCAACCCCGACCAGAAGGGAAAGAUGAGGCGCAUAGACUGUCUCAGACAAGCAGACAAGGUGUGGCGCCUGGACCUGGUGAUGGUGAUCCUCUUCAAGGGCAUCCCACUGGAGAGCACGGACGGGGAGCGCCUGGUGAAGGGAGGCCACUGCUCCAACCCCAUCCUGUGUGUUCAGCCCAGACACAUCUCCGUGUCCGUCAAGGAGCUGGACCUCUACCUGGCCUACUACGUGCAGGAGAGAGAAGCUGAGCAGAACAGCAGUCCAAGUCGCACCGGGCUCGGUUCUGAUCAGGAGGACAGCAGAACCACCACCAUGGAGGGGCCAGAGUUCCAGGACAGCUUUGUCACCUCAGGAGUUUUCAGUGUCACUGAGCUGGUCCAGGUCUCUAGAACUCCGGUUGUAACAGGAGCAGGGCCCAGUUUUUCUUUGGGAGAGCUACAGGGCCAUUUGGCCUACGACCUAAACCAGUCAGUCAAUCAGCCGGUCAGCCUGAGGCGAUCGUUGGCAAGCACGUCAUCCAGCGGCAGCAAGCGCCACAAGUCAGGCUCCAUGGAGGAGGAGGCAGACAGCCCCGGGGGGGAGUACUACCCUUCUCCCUCCUCCCCCGCCAGCAACUCCAGGAACUGGGCCGAUGACAUGGAGGGGGGUCUUUCCCCUCCGGUGAAGAAGACGGAGAUGGACAGUCCUUCGCCUCAGGAGGACUCACCCAGGAUGGGCCCCUUCACCCAGCACCAUCGACCUGUCAUAGCCGUGCACAGUGGUUUGUCUCGGAGUCCCCAUCCCUCGUCGUCUCUCCAUUUCCCCACGUCGUCUUACUUCCCCCACGGAGCCAUCCGCUACCCCCCCCACCUCACCCAGGACCCGCUCAAAGACCUGGUCUCAUUGGCCUGCGACCCGUCCAAUCAGAACCCCGGCUCUUUGAAUGGCAGUGGCCAGGUUAAAGUGCCCAGUCACUACAUCUCCUCUCAGAUGUUGGCUCCGCCUGGCCCCGCCCCCUCGUCUCUGGCCCCGCCCCCUUCCUCCCUGACCAGGCUCACGUUGGCCAUAGACUCCAAGACCAUCACCACCUCCUCUGAUGGGGGGGCUAACUCCCCGACGUCCCCCACUUACUCCGCCCCUGGGACCCCCCCUACCAACCGCUCCUCCUUCGUGGGGGUCACCCCCCGAGACCCAGGGGGACUCUACCAAGCCCAGUCGUGGUACCUGGGCAACUGACCGGACGGAGGAGGGGUCAUCACCAUGGCAACGCAAUGUCGAAGGAACCCAACAAUGUUGACGACCCAAAAGGAUAUCCUGAGUAUAUGAAAGUAUAAUAUGUGGUUACACAUAUAUAAAUAUGCAACUACAAAUAUUUAUAUAUGUUUAUCCAUGCUUCAUACCUUUUUUGGAGACUGCCUUUUGGAAAGAGGAAAGAGACGGACGGAGGAAGAAGGUGGUCAGUCUUGCUACUUGGCUAACUACGCUCCAAAUGGCGGAAAGGGGCCACAGAAUGACUGCCUAACGGCGGCCCCCUUUUAUGAGUUGAGAUGUCUGUUAUAGACGCGGAUGAUGGAAUGGCCCAUGUGGACUGUCUCGGCCAUGUGUUUGGCUGCAGAGCAAGGGGUCACCCCCGCUCUAGAGGGGGGUGUGUGGUGGAAUCAUCGCAUCCCCAGGUAGAAGCCUGCUCCCAGGGGGACAGGGCAAACAAACUGAACCGUCCAUCCACAACCACAGUCCUUCACCCCUGACCGCUACCCUUUAUCCCUUAGCCCAGCACAAGUUCUCCUCGCUGGGAAGGACUUCAGCCCCGGCCUGCGACCUAAACGCCCUUUGCCCUUCCAUAACUCCCAGAAUGCCCCUCUUCACUGCAGGUGCUGCUUCUUAUAUAUGCAAAAUAUGCCUCUGUCCUUUUCUAAACCAACCCAAGAUUCAUAGCGAGAGGGAGGGAGAGAGAGAGGGCACGAUAGAUAUCCUGUUGUGAAUAUAAAGGUUUCUUUGCACUUUUUUUCAUGAUGCUCUUUGGAUGUUAGGGGGGGUGUUUGGGUAGAGCAUUUGUUUUUUUCCUGGCUCUCUUCCCACCAGAAGACAAGGGGCUCUUUCUGUUUCUUGACAAUCAUCACCUGUACCCUUUACGUUGCUUCCAAAGGAUCAUCUUUUUAAGACUCUUUUUAAUUGUUCUCUUUAUAUUGGAAACCGAAAAAAAUGGCGGGACAUAUGAACCAUAUUCAUCACAGUGCGCAAUGCCAUAGUCAUACUCAGUGGUAGAGCUAAGCACAGCGUUAUUUGUAUGCGUACAUCGUAAGAGGUAUAUAAAAUGUUUUUUUACAGGAGAGAAUUUGAGUUUUUACAGAUAAAAAGGGGUGUAUUUUGGGUUCAAAUUGCAGGAUUAGGACAACUCAUGUUGUUGUACUUAUCUAUCUUUAGAAGAAGCAGAAGUGACGCGUUGGACUUGGGCACUGUGUACAGAUGGAAGUCUGUCAGUAUGUGACUAUGGUUCUUGAUGUCUCCACCACCAUGCUCUUAAUCCUAAAGAGAUUGUGUACGUCAUCGCUGUGUCCUCAAAACACUUGUCUAUUGCUUUGGGGGGAAGAUACUUGGAUACAGCAGGCAUUGCACUAUGAUCAAGUUAAAUUUGUUGUUUUUUCUUUUCGUCGAGGAAACCUUACUUUCUUGGAUUGUUUGACAUAAUGCAAAGCGUUUAGGCCACAGCAUGGUGUUGUUAUAGGUAGCGGCCCGUAGCAUUUCCCUAGCUCGCUAGCUGAAUGUUAGUUUGAACUCAGCACAGGUUUCACCCUCAUAUUCUAGAAUUUGCCACGUUGCAGAAUGUGGUGUGUUACUCUUGACCUUUCCUUUACUUUCACCAGGAACUUGUGGAUACAGGAAUGAGCUACACAAUAGUAACCUGCAGUUAAAUGUGGACAAUUUAAUAAGGAAUGUAUGGCUAGCGCCAGGCAAGUUCAGCAUGCUAGGGCUAAACCAAACGAAUGCCCUAAUUGCUUUCUGCUGGCAAUAAGCAAUGUAAUGAACCUUUCGAGCUGCAUUUUAUAUAGUAUGAGCUUCAAAAACGACGGUUUUUAUGUUCCCAACCUUGAUGUAAAACGUUGGGAUGGUUUGGUAGGUAAAAGCAAUAUUUUGAUCAUGGGAUUAUGCUAAUUUGAGUUAUUAUUGUUUCUUACAAAGAUGCUUCGUAUAGUCUUCAUAGUUUUUUUGUAACAUUUUGUAACUUUAUUUCAUGUCACUACCAUUGCAUUGCAACUCAUUCAGUGGCAACCAGAUUACAUCCUUAUUAGCAACUUUAACAAGCUGUCAUAGCUGCCCUUAACAGAGUAAAUUACUACGAGGCCCAAGGCAUUUUCUCACCAUGUUUUCUUUAUUGGUUUAUAGAUUAUCUUUUGAAACACAGCACCAUCAACAUACUCACCAACAUUCACACUCUGUGAUGCAAUUUAGAUAUCUCUUUUAAUUCUAGCAUUUUUAUAUAUUCUAAAGCCCAUUCGUCAACGAUUGAACAUGGUACUCCGUGUUCAGCAAACCACCAGAAGUACUUUUGCAAAAAAACUAACAAUGAAUGUUAUUUAUGGUGACUUGUUGUUUGAUACCCAAUGCUACAUCAUGACCUCUAUGGAGCUUUGCAGCUUAUGAAACAAACCAUCAUUGUUAGUUCCCAAGGGUUAAUAUGCACCGAAUGGGCUGGCAGUCUCUAGGAAUUAGAUUGCUGUUUUUUUUAACUGGGUGAAAGCAGGCAGCAGGCGAUAAGGCUGACUGUGGUGGCUCUGUGUGUUUAUGCGGUGUCUGAAGGUGAAGAGCUAGUGACUGUGUUAGGGCUGGGGGAGGAUUGGAGGACUGGGGUGGGCAGGUGGGGGGGGGGGGGGCGGGGAGUACGUUUGGAUAAAAAAAAUAAAAAAAGUUAGCUAAGAGCUGAUGUAAUACUGCAUGGUGCUGCUAUGGUCGCUGUGCUGACCUAAAGAAUGCAUGGCUCAACGCCCCCCCCCCCCCCCCCCCUUACCUCCUAAUGUCCUUAUGUCGUCCCGACCUCUUUCUCUGUACCCCGACGGGUAGGACAUUACAUGGAGAAGUCUUCCCCUAAUCAAGUAUACUCCUUUGGAUUUUUAAUAUUAAGCCCUGUUGUUGAACCUCUAUUUUGCACGAUGUUUCAUAUAAAAAACACAAACAAACACACACACACACACACACACACACACACACACACACACACACACACACACACACACACAAACACACACAUUAUGUGCCUUGCCUUAGUUUAAAAACAAUGAUACAUUAUUGAGAAAUUACCUUUUGUGUGUUCUUGGUACAACCGGUCUGGUAGUCCUUAAAAACAGAAAAAAAAAGAAGAAAUGCUGCAUGUGUGACUGCUUGUUGCUAUCCAGUUUGGUGGGGUUUUCGAUUGUCUGUUAACAGCAGAACUAUUAUUGUCAUUCAGAGAUGUUACACUUGUGGUGUCAGUCCGGCACCACAACAGUAUUACUCCACUUUCUCUACGCCAACACAUAAAGCUGGAUGAAUGUAAAGGCCCCCACGAUAUACUUAAAACAAAAAAAGCCAAAAUAGCGUUUUCGCAUUGGAUUACAGAAACUGCUGUUGAACACGGCUAUUCUGACAGAAUGUAGUCACUGCGAUGUGAUGGGUGUUCGUUUAGCGGCAUGGGUCGAGGUGGGGCCCAGCGGACCCUACAGACGCUGUGGAGAUAUUGGUGAGCGGUCGCAGGCCGGUGUAUAUUGGGGGUCAGGGAAAAGGUUUGACUAGUUUGGCUGAGCGAUGUUAUGAGGGCUGACUCCGUCUUAAAAAACUAAAAACUAGACGAACAACCCUUUCACAAUAAUCCAUGGCCAUUUUCAAAAUGAGUCUGAGAGUGUUUGAAUCGGAAUAGAGGCAAAUAAAUUGACAAUGUGUUUGCAGGAGAAAGUCCAUUUGUAUUCACGAUUGUGACCCACAAUGCCCCGUUUAAGUGUUAAAUUGGGGGGUCCCUGAUGUUGUGGCCUAGCCCGUCAGUAUUCCAUCAAAUGGAAAAUAAUAAUUGUAAGGUUUCAGGGUUAAGAUUGAUUUGACUCCUCUCAGCAGUCGGUGGGCUUCAGUGUUCUGACGGCCCCUCCGCCAUUGAUUUGUAUUAGAGGCUUGGUUUGACCAUGUGACUCAUCAAGGCCUCAGGCCACAUAUGCGCUUCAUACUGAUUGAUGCAUGCACUAAACACUAUCCUGAGCUUUUAUUAUUGACUUAUUUUAUUUUUUGUUUUUCUUAUAGCUUUGAACACAAGUUUGUGUAUAAAUACUAUGUAGCGUUAUAGAGGUUGUUUGUUAUAAAGAAACUGAUGAGUGUGUAUAGAAUCUUUACGUUUGUUUCGCUUUUUUAUUUUGUUGCUUGAAUACAGCUGUUUUGAAACCAGUGGCCAAGCCACCGGGUAAUGGUUCCAUGAAAUGGACGUAAAGGGGAGUUGUUGGAUGCUGAGGUUCUGCCAAAGAUGUGGAGGAUAAUAGGAAGAAUGAGACAUGAUGAAGUAUGUGCCGAUUAAUGUCCGGAUCUGUCUGCAGGACAGUGUUGUAAUUGCAGCAUUUCUUGUCAAAGUAAACCUGGUGUCUGUCUAGCUAGAGCGCGGGAUCAUCGACAACACUGAGAAGGUCCGAUCUGAAUGUGUUGAUGGUGGCAUUGAUAAUAGUGCUACGUUAACAAGGAAGUGCUAAAGAAGAUGCUAGAAGAUAGAAGUGCUGCAAAUACUGAGCAAACAGAUCAGCACAAGACAGAAUGAGGUCUGAAGAUUCAGACAUGUGUACGUAGAGAAGGCAUGAACUGUGUUUUGGUUAUGAAUAGGUUAAAAAAAGAUUAUAGCCAGCCAUUUUCCUUACCUCUUUUAAAGUCACACUUGAAGUGGGUUGUGAUUAGACUUUAAGUAUUAUUUUUCUCCUUCACCCUGUCUUCAUUCAUAUAGGCUUGGGUAAUUUGGUGUCCAAGUAUACCUGCAUCUUAUUUUUGACCCUUUCACAAAUUGCUACAGAGAAAUAAUUCAUUUGAAUCACCAAGUGACUAGGCCUUUUGUAUGGUUAAAUGACAAAUAAUGCCCAAAUGCCAUUCAAUCAAAAUCAGAUCGAGAGGCAAGAAGAUACGUUCGCUGUGUUGCAUAAGGUUAGCGUUUGUACAAGACGCUGAACAAGUGUUGAAAUGUUCAGGUACGCUGAGAAGGGACAUGAAAAAGGGCUUUAGUCAUCAUAUUGGGGACAAAAACAAGUAUAGCUCCUUCAAUUAAUGGAGCAAGCCAGUGCCCAUAGUUAACACCAUGAGAUACACCUGUGUUCAGCCCUACUGUUACACCUCUGUGAUAAAGGCCUGUAAUCCUACAAGUCAAAGGGAUCGAGGGAGAACAACCUUAUGACUAGAAUCUGAAUUAGAAAGUGUAUUUUAAACCCCCACCCCCCACCUGCCUUGUUCAACUUCUUAAGCCAAUGCUGUCUUCUCCUCAGGUAUAAUGGUAUAUGUAAAGCAUAUUUCUCCCAUGUGGCAUUGAAUGAUCUCUAUCCUCUAUACCUUUCCUUUGAAUAAACCAGCAGGUGAGCAGUGUGAAAACAAAAAAACACACCAAAAAAGGUUUUCAAAGAGCAGUGCCUAUGAUUUUACUGCUAUUAUUUGAUGUGACAUGUGUUCUGUCCAGUGCAGUCAUAAUUCAAACGCCACACUUGAGUAUGUGAUACAUUGAAGCCCUGGGGGUUGGUGCUCUAUACAUAACAAGGUUAUCACUUGCCCUAUCAGAGCUCACAAGCCAUAAUAGCCAAAGAUGCUCAUAGAAAAUCCAGAGGGAACUGUCCCAGAACACCAACAUUAUGAGGCUUGUUGGCUUUGCUCACAGUUCUGCAUGUAGACAUUCUAGAAGUUGAGGUGGUGAGAAAGUCAUACUUUUAUGUCAGUGACUGCAUGCAAAUAUAUUCCUCUUCCCACCCUAAUCAACCAGGAGAUUUCAGUACAGGGCAAUGAUUUGAGCAGAGAACUCCAAAGGAUUUUCUUUUACUAAAACAAAUUUUAGAAAUUGAAUUGAUGAAUGCAAAAUAUCACCGUCAAGAGAGAGGAUCAUCUAACUGUUAUUCUUUUUUUCAAUUACAAUUCUGAAUCCCGGUAAGUCAUACUUAACAUUGAUGGAAUAUAAAAAUGUGCAGACUUGUUUCUCUUUCCUAAUUUUUACUUUCCAAUGGCUCUGGAUUCUGGAUUUAUGUAUUAGCAUUGUGAGCACUUUGAACCUCUCUGGGCGAUUUCCUCAGAUCUUUGGCCGGGUGCAGUGUGUGAGUCAGAGGGGAAAAGGAAUACCCUCUGCUACAUCCAAGUGUUGUUGGUGUUUUGUGUUUUUUCAUCGAGGGGCUCUUUUCCAUGAACACUCUGAGUCAUUUCCCCACUGUAAUGCUGCUGUUAACCGAUAACCUUAUUACUCCGAUUUUGUUUAGUUUUUUUCUUUUUCUUUUUGGUGUUACUUGAAUUGAUGAUUGUGUUUUUGCUGAAGGAAAAACCUUACAACAAAACCUUUUUGGAACUUCUAAAAUGUAAAUUACUAUAAUUAUAUUUAAGUAAUAAUUAAGUAAUUACAAUUAACAUCUUUGUAACAUGACGUUUUUUUUCCCGACAGCAGUGCUAUACUGGUUACUUUCUGUCUUUCUUGGUACUUUAGUUCCUGCACGCUGUUUUCUCCAUGUGUUAUAGACUGUUUUUAAAGAAGUGAAGAAACAUGCUCUUUUCUCAGAAAACCUUUUUAUUCAGUGUCAUAUUUUAAGGACUUUAUUUCUCAUUAUAACUUCAGAUAAUACUAUAGUAAAGGACUGCUUUGCUUGCUGCGAAGAGACAGUAUAUGUCCCUCACACCAGAGAUUUAAUGUGGGAAAAACAUACAUAUAUUUUAAUAGAAUGACUGCCUGGAGGCCGGAUAUCUGCACUAGAGUGAGAAGCGUCAUCUUUUGACAAUAAACAGGGAGCUUUCUCCCUUUUCCUCCAACCUGAUGGAGCUGGGUGGUCCAACUCACACACUAUUGAUAUUGUGAGACUAAAUUGGCUCGGAUUUUAGUCAUGAAUCUAAUCUGAGGGGAAAAUAAGUAAUAUUAUUAUUUUAGCUAAAGGAUUUGCACAAAUAAUUCCUCAGUCCUAAUUUAUUGGACAUAAUUUCUAAAUUAAAAAUAUUUAUCAGAUUGUCCCUAUAAUAGAUAGAGAGUGCUUUAUCAAAUGAUUGCUUUCAGUAAAAAAUAUAUUUUUUAACGUUUGAUUUUAUUUACAUUGCCCACUUAAACCUGGCUUUGAAAGGAGCAGUCUUUAGAAAUCCUACCUGCUUUAAAGGCCAAAAGUUUCAGUGUGUAAAAACCUCUCUCUGUGGAAAAACGUUGGAUGUGGUUUACUGUCCUUCUCUAAAGCUUGAAAUCUAUCAUCAAGGACUUUUCUUAUUCUUAACUUUCUCUGUUCCAUUUUAUAUAUGGUCUUCAACUGCAGAGCUUCAAUGUGUGACACGUUUCUAAACUAUUAUUGAUACUGACCUGGUGUGAGGGAUGUAAACAGCUUGAAGAUAUUUCAUUAUAACGUAUUCAGCCAUUGCUAUCAGCUGCUGCUGAUGAAUUCAUUACUGGAAGUUUGUUUCCCUAUGCAAAAAUAUACCAUUAAUAAACAAGCUAUGCCACAACUCA
Molecule: messenger RNA, 9524 nt
Organism: Gadus morhua (Atlantic cod)
Lineage: Eukaryota; Metazoa; Chordata; Actinopteri; Gadiformes; Gadidae
Gene: nfic
Product: nuclear factor I/C
Exons: 13
Coding region: 566-2101 (511 amino acids)
Biological process (GO): regulation of transcription by RNA polymerase II
Cellular component (GO): nucleus
Molecular function (GO): RNA polymerase II cis-regulatory region sequence-specific DNA binding; DNA-binding transcription factor activity, RNA polymerase II-specific
Source: RefSeq, a predicted model, not a curated record